AUGAGUGUUUCCCAAAAGGUGGUGUGUAUCACUGGAGGUAUUAGACCUGGUUUCUCGUGGUGGGUGGAUGACAGUCUCCAGUAUGGGAAACUUGAGAACCCAGGCUCAGGGACGGCCUGCAAUACAGUCGGGCUGGGUACCCAGCGUCCUAGGCCCCAGGUCACCCUGCCCCCAUCUUCCCUUGGCCCUACCAACCCUCUGCUCUCACCUGUGGGGUGCUUAUCUUACCCCCAACAGCAAAAGACGCAAAGUACAGAUCCGGCAACUGUGGAAAAUCUAAACUGUGCCAAGAUCUGUCAAACUUCUGAAAUAAGGGAUUUACUUGGCUUUCGGACUUCUAAAUAUGCUAUGUCUUAUCCAAGAAAUUAG
Messenger RNA from Rangifer tarandus platyrhynchus (Svalbard reindeer), 369 nucleotides. Lineage: Eukaryota; Metazoa; Chordata; Mammalia; Artiodactyla; Cervidae. The record is from the annotation of a GenBank genome assembly.